AUGGAUUGCAAGAUGUCUAAAGAGAUUCACGCCCCCUGGUGUCCAGCGUGUAAGCAAAUCCAGGCCGAUUGGGAGGACCUCGGCAAGUCUGGCAGGGAGCUUGGCAUCCACGUGGGAAAGAUAGAUGUCACUCGGGAGCCAGGUACGUGCAGGCAAAUGCACAGUUACCUGACUGAAACACUGGGGAUCCCAGCUUGGGGCUCAUACAUUAUCUUUGCAGUGGCUACGCUAGUGGCAGGUCUCAUUCUUGGCCUGUUUUUAGUCCUAAUUGCUGAUUGUAUAUGUCCCCCCAAACGGCAACAAAAUGAGGUUACAGAGAUUGUCGAGGGGGAAGAUGAGGACUCUGAGGAGCUGGACAGGAGGGAGCAGGAUCCCUCUGAGUGGGAAACGCAUGGUUCAGGAGCAGAGGAUGAAAAUUACAUUCUGAGCGCCAAGCCCUCGGGAGAUGAAUCAGCUUUUGAGGACGAUCAGCCAGCAUCUGAUAGUGAUACAGAUGGGGGACUCCGGAAGCGAAUAAUCAACGAAGAUUGCUAAAUACUCCUUGAUAGGAACAAAUGCCACUAGCAGGGACUCUGACCAAAGAAUUGUGCUUCUGUGGACUUUCUGUCCCGACUUUUCUUUUUGGACUUUGAAAUUUGGUUUGUUUGGAUUCACUUUUUUCUUUUUUUCUCUUUUUGUUACAGAUUUAUCAGCUACGACAAUCUUGAUCAAAUGUUAAUUGAAUAUAAUGUACAGGUUCUGCCUGUAGCCUUUUUAUGAAUAUGAUGCUUUUUGUAGGUUAAUGAAUGUUUUCACGUUUUGUGUUUUAUAAGAGGGGCGGCAGCUUUCCACUCAGCUGCUGGAUCGGUUUCUGUGAGCAGAGGUUGUCUCGAAAGCAAAUAUUGCUGGCUGCCAACUUUGUACAGGGAUCUUGGCCAAAGAGAGAGUGCUCUGGCCUCUGGGCAGCUCGUGUUUUAGCAGGAAUUUGAUUUUCGGGUAAAGAUCAGGCAGGCUUAAGCUUCUCGAUGCAUCAGUUUGUCAACCCCCAAGUGUACGCUCCCUUCAGGAACACUGUGUCUGUACUGUCACUGCAUCGGAUGUAAACGGUAAGAUUUACUAUCGAGGCAGUGGGAGAUGUGGAUGAUUUGCGAUUGUCCUGCCCUCCUUUGGUGCGUGCACUGACUGACUGUACGGUUGAUCCCAGUUUUGAUAUGUAUGUGGGGCACGCUUUGCAGCUGGUAGAAAUGGCUGUCUGCCAUGCUGAGCGAGCACUUUUAGACCUAUUUAUACCAUGUCACCUCCCACCCAAAAACACCCCCGCCAACGCACAAGCCUACCCACUCAUUCCUUUUACUCUUUUUAAUAUAAUGUGGCGGCGCCAGUGUUGGCGUGGGGUGGACAAUGUCACCAGGUUAUAGUCCAACAGAUUUACUUGAAAUGGCAUGCUUUCGGAGCACUUCACCUGAUGAAGGAGCAGCGCUCUGAAAGCCUGUGAUUUCGAAUAAACCUGUAGGGCCGUAACCUGGUGUCACGUGACUCCUGACUUUUUUAACCAAGGGUUUAAUGAUAGCAGGAGUCAGAUCCGCUAGGAACUGUGUUGGCCGAGUCUUGUUCUAACAUUACUGCUGAUCGAACGCACAGGCAAUAAUCCACAUGUCUCAGUGAAAAACCUAUUCCUGGAAUUAAGCCAAUGAGUCAAAACCCCCUGAAUGUACCAUCCUUUGUAAAUCUCCACAUUUUGCCUGCUGGUGCAAUAUUAUGGGAUGGCUGGAUUUGGCUUACACACAUGCAACCCUCACACUCCAGCUACAACCUGAGUUGGAAUGAAAGUGGCUCCUUCUGUACUUGAGGGAUCUGACUCUGGACACUGGGCUUGGGAUUCCAUCAAGAUUUACCAAAAUUUCUUUUAAAAUAUGGUAAUACGCUGCAAUAUUAAGUUUACCAGUAGUAUUUGGAAAAGUUCAAGAGAUUAUCAGAUGGGAAGGGGACAGAUUUAUAACUGUACAGUGUUUUUCAGAAUUAAAUUGUAUCCACUGUUGUUUUGAAACUGUUCACUUUUUUUUAAUACUCUGAGCAAUACAUUGACAAUGAUUGCAUGGCCGUAAAGAAAUACAUGCAUUUCUGUUAAAUCUAACAGAGGUUUUGCCAUUUGUACAUAACCGUUCAGUAUCCCCUGAUGAGAAAUUCAGGCGUGCAGUGCAGAAUUUUGCACUAUUUUUGUAAAGAAUAUUUCUUUUUGUUUUUGGAUUUGUAUUACUGCGGGGGUAUGGAAGAUUGUAUUUUAAAAAUUUACCUUUUUGUAUUUUAUGUCAAUGAUGUCGAAGGUGGAUCUCUCGUAGCGUUUUUUUUGUAAGAAUGCAGAAGUACCUGCUUUAUUUUGUAUUUAUUGCUUUGCCCAUCGUUUGGCUGGCCUUGUUUACAACUUACAUAGAGGUUUGUGAGAACUUGCAUGUCGCUCUACACCUGUGACUACGAUGGGCACAUUGUCGGUCAUUUUUUUGAAAUUCUCGGGCUACGACACUCUCCCAUGAAACUGGUGGUUUAUUCUGAAAGGCUUUUUUUCUGUUUUCCUUCACUUGUGCUGUGCACUGUUAACCGAAGAAUAUACUUGAAGCUGAAAGCAGGUAGCCGCUUCCGAAGGCUAGCAAAGCCAGGUGAAACGGAUGUGGUGUGGACCAAGAUGUUAACUUGCACAGACUUUUCACUCGUUUUACGUUUGGGUAAAUAGCUGUACUUGUUUAGAGGGCAGAAGGGGUGUGUUGACAGCGUCACGACGUAUGGUGUUCAUUUUUUGAGGGACACCACACAAUUUUUACAACGCGGGUCUUUUAGAGAUGUGUCGAUUUGUUAACAGAAGAUGCAAUAAACGCAUGCCUUUUGUACUUUUC
This is a messenger RNA of Rhincodon typus (whale shark), 2867 nucleotides long. RefSeq names its product thioredoxin-related transmembrane protein 4-like. The transcript has 5 exons. The coding region runs from base 1 to 534 and encodes 177 amino acids. The record is from RefSeq and is a predicted model, not a curated record. NCBI's taxonomy places the organism in Eukaryota, Metazoa, Chordata, Chondrichthyes, Orectolobiformes, Rhincodontidae.